Messenger RNA from Phytophthora nicotianae INRA-310, 291 nucleotides. RefSeq lists its product as hypothetical. NCBI's taxonomy places the organism in Eukaryota, Oomycota, Peronosporomycetes, Peronosporales, Peronosporaceae. The record is from RefSeq and is a predicted model, not a curated record. The transcript is spliced from 2 exons. Bases 1 to 291 code for a protein of 96 amino acids.
AUGAUGUACGGUUAUUUGGCUAAAAUCUACUUCCCCGUGUUCGUGUGCUCCCUCGUGGGAGACAUUGCCGCUGUCCAUCUCACACAUCACAAAGUUGUCUACUCGAUACCUAUCGCAUCGCUUGUAGUCUCCGUUACACUAAGACGCAAGCCGCUCCAUCUCUUCAACCGUACACUGCAACACCAUCGCACAGUUUACCCACCGAGAUCAUGUCAUGGUGCCCUCUUGCCUCGAUACAGUGGUAUGGAAUCGUCGACAAUCCCAGUGAUCCCAAUGCAGGUCACACUGUGA